This is a messenger RNA of Alternaria rosae, 1142 nucleotides long. RefSeq lists its product as uncharacterized. Lineage: Eukaryota; Fungi; Ascomycota; Dothideomycetes; Pleosporales; Pleosporaceae. The transcript has a single exon. Bases 137 to 937 code for a protein of 266 amino acids. The record is from RefSeq and is a predicted model, not a curated record.
GAAGCUCUAUGCUUGUAAGAUAACUACAGAGUAUCAAUGUCAGCAUAAUCUUGAUUGCAUCCAAAAUUCAACUCUCUUUAUUUUCAAACUAUCACAUUUUAUCACCACUACUACUCUACUACUACCCAUCGUCAACAUGUUCGGAUCCCCCUUCAACCGCGAUCUCUUUCGCCGUGCCCCAGUGUCCUCCGCAUACUCGCACUCCAACUACCCAGCCCCAAGCCAAAAUCCUUACUACCACUCUCAGCACACCUACGACCCACCUCGCCAACACGGUCGCACACCGCGUCCACAGCCGCCUCCACGCUACCACUCUCCACUACCUCAACAUCACCGCCGUCUCCCAAGGCGCCCCUCACACUACUCCGACAUCUCCCCCAGCUCCUCCGGACAAGACACCCCAGAUGAACCAUACCCACAUUACAUGGACCCCUCCGGCACCCUCCACCCACGCAUGCCAAUCGGAGGAAGCCGCCGCAGAAACCGAGACCAAUCUCUCCCCUCGGACAACUCCCCGAUAGACAUAGAUGCAGUCUUCACGCGUAUCAACACGAAGGUUCCCCGCCAAACAGCAGAGAAACUAGGGAGGGAUGAGAUACUCAUCUUACCGCUCAACCUUACGCGCCUGCGCGUGCAGAUGCGCAGUAGUCAUGGGACUGAAACCCUGCGUGUGAAUGUAGCAGGCGAUAUGCGGUUCCGCGAUGUUGUCAAGCAAAUUGUGCCGGAGUCAGGUUGGAGUGGCGGGAUUAGGGCAUAUGUCAAGAUGAGGGGGGUGUGGCAGGAACCGGGAUGUGUUCUUGUUAGUCAGAUUGUGGAGCUGGGGCGGUUUGUGUUGACUGAGAGGGGGGAAGUAGAAGUUAAGAUUGAGAUUGGGGGUGGAGGGAGACGUAGUGGUGGUAGGGAGGGAGUCGUGAGGAGCGGAAUACGAGAUGUAUAGAAACAAAAGUUUGCUCGAGUUUAAUGUCGGCUUGGAUAUACAAAUUUCAACACGUAACGAGGGAGAACUUGAAAUAUGAAAGGUAGUUGAACAAAAUGCUAGUACAUCCAUUCGCUCCACAUACUCCACCACCCCAGCCGGACCGCAGGAUUCCGCGCUGCUUCGAUCCGAAACGCCAAACUCGUUCUAAGACUCUGAAUAGUAU